Aspergillus luchuensis is the source of this 318-nucleotide messenger RNA. RefSeq lists its product as uncharacterized. The transcript has a single exon. The record is from RefSeq and is a predicted model, not a curated record. NCBI's taxonomy places the organism in Eukaryota, Fungi, Ascomycota, Eurotiomycetes, Eurotiales, Aspergillaceae. Gene Ontology annotation, molecular function: FAD binding. The coding region runs from base 1 to 318 and encodes 105 amino acids.
AUGCCUACUAAAAGUUUGAAAGUGGUCAUUGUCGGAGGGUCCAUCGCGGGUUUACUUCUCGCCAACGCUCUUGCUCGACAGGAGAUUGACUUCGUUGUCCUGGAAGCUAGGUCGGAAGCUGCACCAUGCGAUGGAGCGGGACUAUGCCUUUUGUCGAGCGGAGCGCGUAUUCUGGAUCAGUUGGGGAUAUUCGAGGACAUCCAAUAUCACGGUGGUCCUAUUUCCGUCCAGCGCAUCUGGCGAGAUGACGGAAAACUGCUUGGGCACACCGAAGGCUUGGCCCUAAUUACCGCCCGGUAUGUCACAACCACGCGUUGA